CCUCAAGAUAUUUCUUCACCUCACACACACACACACACACACGCACACACACACACACACACAGACAGACACGAAUUCCUCCUGUCAGAAAUCUCUUUCAGACAGACGACACACACACAUUCUGCUGGAUGUUCUGGAUUUAUGGUGGAACUUUAAUUUUUCUUCGCUGCGACCACUGAGAGGGUUUGGAGGUUAUGUUCCAGACGAGGAGCUUGCUCAAGACUGUGACCUCCGCGUUCUUCAUCGCCACUCUCAGCCAUGCCGCUCUGUUCCCCGAAUCACUGAACAUCUCGAUCCAGUCGGAGAACAUGAUGCACACCCUGAAGUGGCGCCCUCUGCAGGAAGCCUGCUGUACUGUCAACUACACGGUACAGUAUCAGGGGGAGUUUGAAUACAUGCAGAACGACAGCUGGCUGAUCGAACAUUCCUGCUACGAGAUCGUCCAGACCGAGUGUGACCUGACCCUCGCCCUGAGCUCGGACUCCGAUUACAACAUCAGGGUCGCAGCGCGAUGCGACGACUCGACGUUGUGGACUCAGCUCCCGAACACCUUCAACCGCAGAGACACUGUGCUGCUUGUCCCGAACAUGGACGUGACUCCGAGAGGACGCCAAAUCGAAGUGAACUUCAGCGAGCUCCAGAAGCACAUCAGCAUAAACCUUCAUAUUUGGAAGAAAGGGGACGAGCAUAAGGCCAUCAGUAAGGAGAUAACGGAUAAGAAAUCCCAUCACGAUGCCUGGCUGGGCGGCGGAACAUACUGUCUGAAAGCGGACGCUAUCCUGGACAUCAUCAACAAGACCACGAGCACGGAUACACACUGCGUCCUUAUCCAGGAGCCUUUGCGGCUCAUACCUCUGUAUGUGGGCGUCGCUGUGGCAUUAACCCUCGCCGUGGCUUUGAUUCUGGGGUUGAUAACACCGCGUUUUAGCCUCUGGCUGCGGAAAUCCAUGCAUAAUAAAGAGCCACUGCCUAACGCGCUGAUUGGCUGGCCAAAAAGCGUCCCGAUAUUUUCCUCCAAGGUCCUGCUGGAGCCGACGCACUCCGUUUUACUGCUCGACCCAUCAGAAGAGCAGCACAGAACGUCGGAGAUGAAGGCGACGUGCGACGACGAGAGGGGAUGAGAUGAGAUGAGUCCACGAGAGUGACGCCACGAACCUGCUCAAUGUGAAAACCACGAAGGAACCAGUAGUUCAACGUUCAUGAAAUAAUAAGCCAUGAUUUCAACAUCGUCAUCUGUGAUGACGCUACUCCGAAGGAACUGUUUACUGGAUCUGUUUACUGAAUCGAUUCAUUGAACCGAUUCAGGAAAAAAUGACAUUCCGUGAUGAUGUAACGUGUAUUUAUUGCUAUGCAUCAUCUGGUGACGUCACUGAAGCACCGAACGUGGUUUGAGGCAGAGAUUUUUACACAAAAGAUUUCCAGUUCUUCCCGAGCGGAGAUCGUGACCGCGAAUCCUGACGAUGCCACGGCCGAUCGCGGCCGAGAGCCGAGGGAGCGAAAAUUACCCGUUACAUUUCAUUAAUGAAACAUAAAUUCGUUUGACCAAGUUGUCAUUUUUUAGGGGUGUGUUUGUGUUGUUUGUUGGUGUAGUUUAUCGGAUUGCUUUGUCUGUUUUGAAGUGUCCUUGUGCUUUAAAUAUACAAUAUAAAUUAAAAUCGUUGUUUUG
This is a messenger RNA of Ictalurus punctatus (channel catfish), 1666 nucleotides long. RefSeq names its product cytokine receptor family member B16 (gene il20rb). The transcript has 7 exons. Lineage: Eukaryota; Metazoa; Chordata; Actinopteri; Siluriformes; Ictaluridae. The record is from RefSeq and is a predicted model, not a curated record. Bases 195 to 1121 code for a protein of 308 amino acids. Gene Ontology annotation, molecular function: interleukin-20 binding.